Messenger RNA from Capsicum annuum, 564 nucleotides. Its product is annotated as terpene synthase 17-like. The record is from RefSeq and is a predicted model, not a curated record. The transcript has 5 exons. The coding region runs from base 1 to 564 and encodes 187 amino acids. Gene Ontology annotation, molecular function: magnesium ion binding; terpene synthase activity. NCBI's taxonomy places the organism in Eukaryota, Viridiplantae, Streptophyta, Magnoliopsida, Solanales, Solanaceae.
AUGCCGAAGCUAUUAGUUGUGAAAAAGCUGGUGAGAGCUUACUUUCAAGAGGCAAAAUGGUAUCAUGGGAAGAAAAUACCAACAAUGGAGCAGUAUAUGAAGAAUGGAAUUGCAUCAAGUUUUGGUUAUGAACAAUGGAGCUUACCUAUUGCUAGCAACUACGUUUUGGAAGAACAAAAAAGAGGAGAUGCACCUUCUGCUAUCGAAUGUUAUAUGAAUGAAUACGAUGUCACAAAAGAAGAACCACACAUGAAAAUAAGGGAUAUAAUAGAGAAUUAUUGGAAGAUUUUGAAUGAAGAAUGCCUCAAACUCACUGGCGUUAUGUCAAGGAAUUUGCUCAUGAUUAUGAUUAAUUUAAUAAGAAAAAAGAGGAAGAGAGCCGUUGGAGUUAUUGCUUUGCCUGAAAUAAAGAGUUCACAAACUGAAAGUGGCGAAAGCCCUCUGAAUAUUCACCAAAAACGAGUACAUGAAGGGGUAAAACAAGGAGAAAGGGAUGGGCCGGAUGGGUUUGUUGAUGUUGGGCCGUUGUUGCUGGGUUGGGCUGAUGGUGCGGCUGGUUGCUGA